AUGGAGGCUGAGAAAGGUCCUGUCGUGACUGACCCCCCGCCCUUCUCACCACCCGCCUCUCAUCGCUCCACUGCCCAAGCUCCCACCUCGAUCGAGUCAUUGGCGGUCGAGGCGGCGGCGCGCGCUACGCAGUCGCUGAAGCGGCAGCGCGAGGCCACGCCUACGUCGCCAAACUCCGACCUCGCCGCGCAAAUAGACCCUGCGCUGUCGCCAACCAAGUCAGCCAGGCUGCUCAACGUCUCGGUCAGGCGCUCGCCUGCGCCUUUGACUGGCGCUGCCGCUGCAGAGGACGAGAGGCGCAGGCACGACGAGCAGUUCAGGCUACAGGUGACCGGCGCCAGCGACAACCCUGCCUACCGUGCGCAGGUUGCGCUCAUGUCGGCCGAGUCUCUGGCGAUGAGCCGUCCCCAGGAUGCGCCCCUCAUCGACGACCACCAUGUCGAGCAGAACCACACCGAAGCGCACCAUGGUACCGAGCAUCAUGUCGAACAGACUUCGGAGAUGCAGCCAGAAGCUCAGAUGGAGCACCACAUUGAGCAACAAGUCGAACAACAACCCGAACAGUCAAUCGAGCAUCACGUAGAUCCGCAACUGGACGCGCAGACAGCGCCGCACGAGACACAGCAUGUUGCGGAAGUGCAGCACGUGGCAGACCCCUCGGAUUCACAUGCGACGGCGAUGGCGAUCACGGUGCCGACGACAGCGACUGGACCCGAGGUUGAGGAAAAGAGAGACAUCGCCGCGGACGGCACAGUCGGCUUGCCACCUGCAUCCGAUGCGUCUGUACCCAUUACCGAGAGUCCGGCCCCCAUGGAAAUUGAUGGUCGCAACGAUCGGCAGGGGUUUAUGCCGCAAACCUCGACUACAUCUGCAGAGGAGAAGGGCGGCAUGUCGAUGUCGUACCCCGGGCUUCUUCCGCCCGCCGAGUCGAUGCCAGCACCACCAGCGCGAGGCAUGACAAUGCCCCUCACUUCAAGCAAUAUCGCGGCGCCACGAUCGCCAAACUCGAAGAAGCAUAAAUGCCCAUACUGCGAAACCGAGUUCACGCGACAUCAUAAUCUUAAGAGCCAUCUGUUGACGCAUAGUCAAGAGAAGCCAUAUGUGUGUCAGACAUGUCAGAUGAGGUUUCGAAGACUUCACGACUUGAAGCGCCACAGCAAACUCCAUACUGGCGAGAAGCCUCAUAUAUGUCCAAAGUGCGAUCGCAAGUUUGCUCGGGGCGAUGCCCUCGCCCGUCACAGCAAGGGACCUGGGGGAUGCGUUGGUCGUCGCAGCAGCAUGGGCGGCAGCUUUUUGGAUGACGAUAUGGAGGGCACCAGCCAGCUCGAGGGCGAUUCCGUAAUGACAGAUGUCGUCUACGAUGGUGCCAAUGACGGCGGACUCUCGGAUGAGGAUCGCCAACGACUCAACAUUCAAAGUCUCAAACCAUCCCAUGCACAAGCCAGUGAUAAGGUCUCCGAGUCGCAUCACACGCCAUCGCAUACCUAUGCCUCUGGCCCAUCCGACAGCGUGCUCGAGGCCUUGAAGUCGAGUAUCUCAAACUUGGCCGCAAACGCGUCUGCAGAAUCGCAUAACGCAAUCGCAGAAAACUACUCGCCGCACCAGUCAUAUGGUCGCGACCCUACAGACCGGCACUCUUCACCAGGCUUCAGCGCUGCCGAUGCGGCACGUUACGCUGCUUCUGCGGCUGCGGGCGCCACUGCGAGCGUCGCAAAUGCCGUCGCAGCACACGGGCUGCCAAGUCAAACAGAUCUGUCUACCAACGGGCAGACUGGUGGGAGUGGCGACAGUUCGAGCAACAACUUAUUUGCGAACGAUCACGGCAUCUGGACAUAUAUUCACAGUCUAGAGGAGCAGGUACGGCAGUUUAGCGACCGCCUGCAAGCCAUGGAAUCUACGGAGCGAAGUCAGGAAGAACGAAUCGGCUACCUCACAGACGAGCUCGCGAAUCUACGUCACCAGAUCGAAGCGCGACCAGCGCUUGAAGUCGAGAAAGUUGACUAG
Molecule: messenger RNA, 2004 nt
Organism: Microdochium trichocladiopsis
Lineage: Eukaryota; Fungi; Ascomycota; Sordariomycetes; Xylariales; Microdochiaceae
Exons: 3
Coding region: 1-2004 (667 amino acids)
Biological process (GO): regulation of DNA-templated transcription
Molecular function (GO): DNA-binding transcription factor activity, RNA polymerase II-specific; RNA polymerase II cis-regulatory region sequence-specific DNA binding
Source: RefSeq, a predicted model, not a curated record